This is a messenger RNA of Scleropages formosus (Asian bonytongue), 2461 nucleotides long. Its product is annotated as protocadherin alpha-3-like. The coding region runs from base 77 to 2461 and encodes 794 amino acids. NCBI's taxonomy places the organism in Eukaryota, Metazoa, Chordata, Actinopteri, Osteoglossiformes, Osteoglossidae. The record is from RefSeq and is a predicted model, not a curated record. Gene Ontology annotation, biological process: homophilic cell-cell adhesion. Gene Ontology annotation, molecular function: calcium ion binding. The transcript has a single exon. Gene Ontology annotation, cellular component: plasma membrane.
CUGUGUACUGAGUAUCUGACUAUACAGCUCAUGGAAAUAAAAUAGACUGCAGCGGUCGCUACGGAUCAGGACAGCGAUGGGCGUCUUGGAGCGAAGAAGACGUGUGUGGAUAUGUUUCAUUGUGCUCCUCUGUUUUGUGCAUCGAUUUCCAGCUCAGAUCACAUAUUCGGUUGCGGAAGAGGUGGAUAAUGGUACCUUUGUUGGAAACAUCGCCAAGGAUUUGAAUCUUAACUUGCAAGAUAUGGAUUCGCGCGGGCUGCAUAUUGUUACCAGUUUUAACAAGAGGUAUUUCGGUAUAAAUUCGAAAUCCGGUGUUCUUUUUGUUAAUGAAAGGAUAGACAGAGAUGAUCUUUGUGCGGGCCUUGCAAAAUGUUCAUUAAACAUAGAAAUCAUACUGAAUCAGCCAAUGGCUCUUCAUCGUAUUGAUGUAAAUGUUAUAGACGUCAAUGACAACGCACCAUUUUUCGUGGAAAAAACACAUACAAUUAAUAUAACUGAAUAUGCUUUUCCUGGUGAGAGGUUUCCGCUACCGAUUGCCAAAGAUGCUGAUGUGGGUAGUAACGCAGUAAAAACCUACAAGCUGAGUCCGAAUGACCACUUCUCUUUGGAUGUAGUCAGCGGUGGAGAACGGAGUGCGUCGGCGGAGUUAGUGCUGCAGAAGCCUUUAGACAGAGAGAAGCAGUCUGUGAUCCAGUUCCUACUGACGGCUAUUGACGGAGGAAAACCCCCCAAAUCCGGAACAUUACAGGUGACUGUAAAUGUGAUCGAUGUAAAUGACAAUACUCCUGUCUUCGAAAAACCGCUGUAUAAGGUCAGUGUUUCCGAAAAUGUUCCUGCUGGGAGUAAAAUACUGACAAUCAGUGCCACAGACUUAGACGAAGGAGUUAAUGGUAAUAUUACCUACUCUUUUGUCGAACAAGAAAGUUUAAGUACUAGUGAGGUUUUUAAUAUUAACCCCCACACCGGAGAAAUUACUGUUACGGGAAACCUCGACUACGAGAGGAAUACAGCAUAUGAAAUCCGCGCCCAGGCCAAGGACCUAGGACAUUCACCCCGGAGCUCACACUGCAAAAUUUUAGUGGAAAUUAGUGAUGUGAAUGACAACGCUCCUGAAAUUACAGUGACAUCACUUAUGAGCCCAGUUAAAGAAGAUGCUCAAAAGGGAACAGUGGUCGCUCUGAUUACAAUAUUAGACAGAGACAGUGGCAAAAAUGGACAUUUGAAGGGUACACUAAAUGCAGGAACUCCUUUCAAACUUCAGUCCACUUACAAGAACUACUUCUCUGUAGUAGUUGAUGGACCGCUGGACAGAGAAAGCAUUUCUCAGUAUAACAUAACUAUCACAGCUACUGAUGAGGGAACCCCACCUUUGUCUAGCACCGGUGUUAUUACUGUUCACGUUUCUGAUAUGAAUGACAAUGCGCCACUUUUUUCUGACUCAAAGCUUAACGUGCACGUAAAAGAAAACAGUCCAGUUGGCACUUGUAUUCAGAAAUUGACUGCAUUUGAUGCUGAUAGCGACGAAAACGCGCAAGUGACGUAUUUACUGCUGGAAAGUAACAGCAAUGGGGUACCGGUGUCCACCAUGGUAAAUAUAAACUCUGUCACUGGGGAUAUAUAUACCAUGCAGGUUUUUAACUAUGAGGAGGUAAAAAUGCUCCAGUUCCGAGUUCAGGCUACAGACUCUGGUGUCCCUCCACUGAGCAGCAACAUGACCGUGAACGUUUUUAUCCUGGACGAAAAUGACAACGGGCCUGGGAUUCUCCCUCCCUAUUCUGACCAGGGCUCCGUUAACACUGAGAGCAUCCCAUACUCUGCUGAAGCGGGAUACUUUGUGGCCAAGAUCCGGGCCGUGGACGCAGAUUCUGGAUACAAUGCGCUGCUCUCUUAUCACAUCGCUGAACCUAAAGGAUCCAACCUGUUCAGAAUCGGAACCAGCACCGGAGAGAUUCGGACUAAAAGACGAAUGAGUGACAAUGACUUGAGAACUCAUCCAUUGGUCAUUUUGGUUUCUGACAGUGGAGAACCUUCCCUGUCAUCCACGGUUUCCAUCGAUGUUGUGGUUGUGGAAGGUAACGAUGAAACUCAGACUCCGUUCAGACAGCGACCGAUGAAGGAGGAGAGUUUUUCCAGUUUACAUCUGUAUUUGCUCAUCGGUAUUGUAUCUGUGUCGGUAAUAUUUUUACUAAGCGUCGUCAGUUUAAUAGCACUGAAAUGCCACAGGACAGACAACAGCUUGAACAGGUACAGCGCCCCAGCGAUCACCACACACCCUGAUGGAAGCUGGUCUUACUCUAAAUCUACUCAGCAGUACGACGUGUGUUUUAGUUCAGACACACUGAAGAGUGACGUGAUGUUUCCUGCAUCUCGGCCACCGACAGAUGCAGAACUGAUCAGCAUUGAGGCCAGCGACACUUUCAGUGGGAACCAAACGCUACAUAGCUGCGAGAAGGUAAGAUAA